AGGAUCAUGAACUUUUCUUUAUCACUUUAGUUCACGUCGGCCGUCCUGAUCUAUCUCAUAAACCGUUCGGAAGAUCCCCAAUGAUCUAGUGCCCCAGGUUAUGACACUUAGAAGGAUAGGUGGCACUUGAGUUCUGAGAUACUAACACGUGGGUAUAAAUACUAGCUUCAAUAGAACUAAACCCAAUCCAAUCUUUGUCCGGACACAGACAUCACUGUACAGAGAUGCUGUGAAAUUUAUAUUGUGCGCUAAUAUUGUUUGUAGAGGAAUCUUUUUUUUUUUUUUUUUGACUGAAUUUUUUCAUUUUAAAUAUAAAGGUACCUAGAAGGCUUUCAGCCUCUGUAGGCAUGUGCGUGUAUAUAAAUUCAAAUGAGUCAUCAUUUUGAAUCUGAUUCACCACACCUUCUACAUGGCAUCAGAACAACAAAUCUUCAAUGGAACACAAGAGGAGUCCUCAAAUCCUCCCUCUCAAUCUAUGCAUGAACUAGAAGCCUUAACCGACAAGACUAUUCUGAGCCACCAAGACGAGGCCAAGAUAGCGUCAAAAGAGUUCGAGAAUAUUCAGAAACGGUACCAAGACCUAAUCGCCAAGCUGCCUCACGCGGAAGGCUGGUUUGAGAAGGCUCCGUUCAUCGGGUAUGGUGGUCACUGGAUCAUAGAGCCUCUCCUUGCAGGUUGCCUUCACGCUCAAGACUUCUUCCAAGCUCGACCCGUUGACUUUUUCAUCUGUAGCUAUCCAAAGUCAGGUACCACUUGGCUCAAAGCCCUAGCCUUCUCUAUCGUCAACCGAUCUCGCUUCGACGAUUCCUCGAACCCUCUCCUGAAACGUAACCCUCACGAGCUUGUUCCCUUCGUUGAGAUCGAAUUUGCUUUCUUUCCUCAAAUUGAUGUUCUCAAAGACGAAGGGAAUACUCUCUUUUCGACUCAUAUGCCGCACGGGUUACUACCCGAAUCGAUUUCGAACUCGUGUUGUAAGAUGGUUUACAUAUGGAGAGACCCCAAGGACACUUUCAUCUCCAUGUGGACUUUCUUCCAAAAGCAAAAGUUUGGAAGUGGCCCUCUCAAUAGUCUUGAGGAGUGUUUUGAUAUGUUCUGUCUAGGUUUAUCAGGGUACGGUCCUUAUCUAGAUCAUGUCAUGUCGUAUUGGAAAGCUUAUCAAGAGAAUCCAAAUAAGAUUUUGUUCCUCAAGUACGAGACGAUGAGAGAGGAUCCUUUGCCCUAUGUGAAAAGAUUGGCUGAGUUUAUGGGUUAUGGAUUCACAGCUGAGGAAGAGGAGAAAUGGGUUGUUGAGAAAGUAGUGAAUCUUUGCAGCUUCGAGACGUUGAAGAAUCUUGAAGCCAACAAAGGAGAGAAAUAUAGAGAGGACAUUCCUCUUAAUGCUUAUCAGAACAGCGCCUAUUUCAGGAAGGGGAAGGUCGGAGACUGGCAGACCUAUCUGACUCCGGAGAUGGCAGCUCGAAUCGAUGGAUUGAUGGAAGAGAAAUUCAAGGGCACAGGUUUGCUUGAACACUUUUAGUGACCACUUAGUGUUUGGGGGCAAUGACUGAUCCUUGUAUGCUACGUUUACUUACGGCACAAGUUUGCUACUUUCUUACUUUCAUUGCCUGAUUUGUGGAAAUCCCAUAUUACGCCAAGCAAUGAAUGUAUCUCAAAAGGGAGUGUAUUCUGCUCUAAACAUCUCAUUGAUUUGUGACAAACUUUCUUCUGCAAACUUCUAUUAGCUACGGUAUAACCUUCUCUACCACAUAUAUUUUUGACAAUUGUAGGAUAAAGACUCAUUUUAAAUGACCUUUACCAUCAGAAGAUCACGAAAAAUUGUUGAAAAUGAGAUUUCGUCCUACAGCCGUCAAGAAAAUAUGCAGGAAAGGAACGAUUAUAUCGUGGACUUCACAUGAAAAACUUCCAGAAAACAAAAAAACUGUAGAAGAUAAUUGCAUCACUGAAGAAACUGUUAACCACGACAACGGAUGUAAAAGGAAGGUCGCAUGUUGAAGAGGAUGCUGAUAGAUUUGAAAAACAAUUCAAUCAUAUAUGUAAUAUAUAAAUCACUCCAAAACGUUAUUGGUUUAUUGUUAACGUACUUUAACUUUUUACGUACGUGUUAUUUGUUUGUUGUC
Messenger RNA from Brassica napus (rape), 2117 nucleotides. Its product is annotated as cytosolic sulfotransferase 18. The transcript has a single exon. The record is from RefSeq and is a predicted model, not a curated record. Gene Ontology annotation, biological process: sulfation. Bases 410 to 1516 code for a protein of 368 amino acids. Lineage: Eukaryota; Viridiplantae; Streptophyta; Magnoliopsida; Brassicales; Brassicaceae. Gene Ontology annotation, cellular component: cytoplasm. Gene Ontology annotation, molecular function: aromatic desulfoglucosinolate sulfotransferase activity.